Messenger RNA from Aspergillus pseudonomiae, 890 nucleotides. RefSeq names its product TOM13-domain-containing protein. Bases 187 to 540 code for a protein of 117 amino acids. Gene Ontology annotation, biological process: protein insertion into mitochondrial outer membrane; mitochondrial outer membrane translocase complex assembly. The record is from RefSeq and is a predicted model, not a curated record. Gene Ontology annotation, cellular component: mitochondrial outer membrane. The transcript is spliced from 2 exons. Lineage: Eukaryota; Fungi; Ascomycota; Eurotiomycetes; Eurotiales; Aspergillaceae.
UAGCCAGGUCAACAAAUCCUGAACGCCCGUUACUUAGGUCAUAAAGGGCUUAGAAUCCGAAUCCGUCUCUUGGGAACAUCCUUCCGAGCUAAAUCACGGCUACCUCCCAUUGAUCUUCCCCCCUACGACCAAUCUCCGAUCUGCCCUCGUUGGUUGAACGGCGCGUUCUUCCUUUACCCCCGCAUCAUGGCUUCGGGUGACCACACAGGCUCGAGCGUCGAGCUCUAUGAAUCUGGAUUGACCGUCCGUUCAGACUCGGAGAAUUAUUCGGCCAACAAUGAGUUAUCCGAGUCGACGUCGAGUUCUCCUCUGAUCCUCUACAAACCCCCUACGAUCUGGAGUAUUUUGCGAGGCGCCGCCAUCAACCUGGUUCUUCCCUUCGUGAAUGGACUCAUGCUGGGCUUUGGUGAGCUAUUUGCACAUGAAGCAGCCUUCCGCCUAGGAUGGUCCGGCACAAAGAUCUUCCCUACCUAUCGGAGAACAGUCGGUCCUGGUGUGGAGGUUCGAGAAGUUCCGUCACGGAGGAGUAACAGCUUGUGAGACACGGCGUCUUUGGAAUAAGACAGGUGCUGGAAGCUCACUCUCAGACUCUGCGACCGCGCUCACACUCAAAAGCACAACAACAGAAACAGAAUUGUUAGCAAGAUUCUUUGGUUAUCUUUUACUACAGCAGGAAACGUAUACGUGGGGAUUACAAAUGUACAUAGAUCAUAAGGCAUGAGUAGUACUUGUACUGUCUGACUGGAUGGCGUCUGGCGAAGCACCUCGAGUUUGGCAUGAGAGCGAUGACUUAGCUGCAGCUGUACAACCUUCUGAUUUAGCGACAGCUAGUCUACCAUCAUCAUCAUCAUCGUCAUUAUCAUUAUCAUUUCAUUACUAUUUUAACCCGA